Miniopterus natalensis is the source of this 2173-nucleotide messenger RNA. RefSeq names its product pentraxin 4 (gene PTX4). Lineage: Eukaryota; Metazoa; Chordata; Mammalia; Chiroptera; Miniopteridae. The record is from RefSeq and is a predicted model, not a curated record.
CGAGGCAGGAGCGCAAAGCCGGCUGCAGUGGCCUACAAGUGUGGCCACUCCCGCUCCUCCACGGAAUGGGCUGCCCAGGGAGGAAGACCCUGGCUUGUUUUCUUCUCUUUGUGCCCGUAUGUCUGCAUGGCGCUUUGUCACAGGACGCAGGCCCUACAGGGCAAAGAAGGCCAUUUUUUGAGAGGCUUCGCAGACUGGAGGACCAGUUUCGGAAGUUCCAGGAGGUGACCUUAACACACCUGCAGGCCAUCGCCAGCAACUACAACCUGUCCUACAACAUUGAUGCCCGGUUCCGGAGCUUGGCCCAGGAGAGCCAGGCCUUGGCUCUGGCAGUCAACCAGUCGCAGGUCACUGUGCAGGGCGACCUGGGCCACCUCAAGACCUGGAUGCGGAAGACACAGCGCAGAAGCCGGAAGGUGGACUCCAGGCUGCUGGCCUUGGGUUAUGCCCUGAGGGCAAGGAGCCAGCAGCACACCCAGGAGAGGAAGGAGCAGGACGCACAGAGGGAAGUACUGUCUGGCCUGGCCCUGGACGUGCAAGCCCUGCAGGACACACUGGCUCGCCUGACACACGUUGUCCAGAGCCAGGGCACCAGGCUGGAUGCUCUCAAGGGGUGGCUUCAGGUGGCUUGCCCUGGCACCACAGCCCCAGCAUGGGCCCCUGCCCAGCCGGAGCCGCCAAGCCCAAACUCCCUGAAGCUGCAGGGUGCUAGGCAGGCUCUCAGGGCUUCGCCUGAGCCCAUGGACCCACCUCAGGAUUUUGCUGGCCAUCUCCAGGGGAUGCGGGAGCCCCCAGGCCCAGGCAGCCCGUGGGCAUGGCCCCCCCAGAGACUAGGAGAGAUGUGCAACGUGGGCCCUGCACUCGUCUUCCCAAACACCUCCACUGAGAACGUGGUCUUCCUCGGCCCCGGCUUCCUCUCAGGCCUGCAGGCCCUGUCUGUCUGCAGCUGGGUCCGAACAGCCUCCGGCCGCCUGGGCACCCUCCUCUCCUACGCCACCGAGGAGAAUGACAACAAGCUGGUAUUGCACGGCCGGGACUCCCUGGCCCCUGGCUCCAUCCACUUCGUGAUUGGAGACCCAGCCUUCAGGGAACUGCCCCUGCAGCCGCUACUGGAUGGCCAGUGGCACCACGUGUGUGUCAUCUGGACGUCCAUCCUGGGCAGGUACUGGCUCCACGUGGACCGCAGGCUAGUUGCCACUGGCUCCCGCUUCAGGGAGGGCUAUGAGAUCCCUCCCGGAGGGUCCCUGGUGCUGGGCCAGGAGCAGGACAGCGUGGGGGGUGGGUUUGAUGGCUCUGAGGCCUUCGUGGGCAGCAUGGCAGGCCUAGCCAUAUGGGACCGUGCGCUGGUCCCUGGGGAAGUCUCACACCUUGCCACUGGGAAGGAGCUCCCGCCAGGUGCCAUCCUGACAUUGGCCAAUGCCACACUGAUAGGCGGAUUUGUGCAGAGGGUGAACUGCACCUGCCUAGAGCUCUGUCCGUGAGACCUCACCACUCAGGAGCUGUGGUCAUGCUCUAGUCUCCAGCCUUGCUCAGCCACCCCUGACCCCAGCACACUGCAUGGAGGGUCCCCGUCCAAACUGGGGACCUCUGACCUGAGCCAGGCACACCUGGCAUCUAACAUAGAAUGUGGGCAUUCCAUGGGGGGGCAAAACAUGCAGGGGGAGAGAGGGCGACAGGCAGAGACAUGAGUCAGAGUCCCUAAGAACUGCAUUCUUUCUCUUGUGGCGGCAUCCAAACGGUUGCCCUCUCUGUAGUAUGACAUCAUUUUAACAAGGCUCGACCAGGCCAGAUGGGAGGCUGGACUCCAAAGGACCUCUCCUCUGGUGUAGGUUUGCCGCCAUUACAGGCCACUUAAGGAGGAUUCGUGCUGUCCCUGACACUGCGUAGGCAGCAUGUGACCUGUCACCGCUCUCUCUCAAGGUGACUUGUGGAAGCUUCCUUUUGGGUGAUCCUUGUUCCAACAUCUCAUGAAAACGGCCAGAGAAUUCAUUUCCUGGCCCCCAAUGCCACAGCCCCCCCAUUCACCAGGAGCCCUGGGGGUUCCCUCAAGGUCCUGUGAUGGUUGUUGAGGCUACCUAAGGCUCCAGGAAAGGAGGCCUGCAAGGAGCAUAGUCCUUUCAGAAAUAAACAUUAGUGAUGGACAGGCAGUCCUUUAUUAUUAUUUUUUUUAUUA